Molecule: messenger RNA, 2086 nt
Organism: Hipposideros armiger (great roundleaf bat)
Lineage: Eukaryota; Metazoa; Chordata; Mammalia; Chiroptera; Hipposideridae
Gene: ETV7
Product: ETS variant transcription factor 7
Exons: 5
Coding region: 1343-2080 (245 amino acids)
Molecular function (GO): sequence-specific DNA binding
Source: RefSeq, a predicted model, not a curated record
AUGAGGUGUGUAGCACUUUUUCUAGGAUGAGUGCAAACUUAAUUGUCCGGCCUCAUAUCUGUUGAGUAAAUUUCCAUUUGUGGGAUUGCUGGGUGAAGGGCGAAGCAUUUCUAACUUUGUUAGAUCCUGCCAUACUGCCCUUCAUGAGAUUGUACCCUUUAUACAUCCAGUGAAGUGCCUGUUCCUCUCAGCCUCUCCAGCAGAUUAUAUUACUAAAUUUUUGAAUUUUUGUUACAUUAGCGGGUAAAAACAUGAUAUCAGAAUAACUUUAAUUCACACAUCUUUUAUACUGAGUGAGUCUGAGCAUCUUUUUCUAUGUCCAGGGACCAUUGGACAUUUUGUUUUACGUGGAAUGCCUAUUCAUAUCUUUUGCUUAUUUUUCUGUUGGGUUUCUUGUUCUUGCUGGUUUCUAGGAGCUGGCUAGCUCAUGACAUGUCAGUGCCAAGCCUUCUUUAUAACAGCAUCUACACCCUCAGAUUUUCGGCAGAAGGUUAUUAAGCCUUCUUCCCUCCUUUUCUUCGGUGAGUAUGUUGGUUUGCUGUCGUGCUUACAACCUCUCUCGGUUUCCCCUCAAGAUUGGAGGGCUGAGGCAGGUGCACACGGGUGACGAUCGGGUGGGCACCACGCCUGGGGCCGUCAGGAGGCUGGGGAAAACGUGCCCAGGUCCAGGUCAGGAAGAGCACCACACCAGCUCUGAUGGUGGCGCUCGGGCCCCAGGCGGCGGGGCCUCCACCCAGCCAAACGGCAGGCCCAGGAAGGUCACCUACACUUAACGGGGGGAGGCACUGGGUCCAGGCCCACAGCAUGGGCAACCCCCUCCCAUCUUGCGGAGAAGCACAAGGGCGACAUAAAGUUGGUCGGUCGUCCCGAGCCCAGGAACAGGGUUUCCCUCGGCUCCCCAGAUCCUCCGAAUCCCACCUUCAUCACCCUGGGCACCAGGGCCAGACUGCUUGAGAGGCUGUCCACCGGCGGCGGGAGGAUGCGAGCAGAACCGACGUCUCACGGCGGAGCCACAGCGCUCUGGGGCUCCAGCUCUGCAGAAGCUGCCCCUGCCCUCCCCCGAGCCCUCUGGGGCGGGAGUGGAAGCCGGAUCCCGCUCUUUCGUUUUCGUUUCCCGGAAGGAUAGUGAUUACCGGAGCGCCCUGUGCGCCUGCUCGCCCGGGAACCUGAGCGCACACUACACGGCACUUAAGCGAUUUCCUCCCACGAGACCUUCCAGUUCUCCGGGCCAAGUUAGGGAUUUGGGAAAGGAGGGUCUGAGAGCGCCGGCUUAGGGCCCAGCAGCGGCAGGCUUUGGAGCGCUCAUGACGACAGCCCAGUGGCUCCCUCACCUCCACCUGUAAUGCAGGAGGGAGCAUUGGUGGGUUUUCCUGGGAGCACCGCGGCAGCCACCCCACCCCCAGGCACCCAGGCCCAAGCCAGAUGUGAAGCUCCAGUGGAUCUCCUGGGUGAGGGGGAAAUCUGCAAGUUGCCAGGAAGACUCCGCAUCCAGCCCGCGCUCUGGAGCAGGGAGGACGUGCUGCACUGGCUGCGCUGGGCGGAGCAGGAGUACUCUCUGCAGCGCACGCGGGAGCACGACUUCGAGAUGAAUGGCCGCGCCCUCUGCAUCCUCACCAAGGACGACUUCCGGCUCCGCGCGCCAGGUUCAGGUGAUGUCCUGUAUGAGCUACUCCAGUACAUCAAGACCCAGCGACAAGCCCUGGUAUGUGGGCCCUUUUUCGGAAGGGCCUUUAGGCAGAAGAUGCCCACUCAGCACUGCGCCUGCCCCUUGGAAGAGGGGACCAGGCCCUCUCAGGUGGCCCUCCAAAGGGGCCUCCUGCAGCAGCCACCAGACCCAGGGCUUGCCAGCUCCUUGAGCCACCUGGAUACUCCCGACCUGACCAGGUGGCGCCUCGGCAGGGAGGAGUCCCUCAGCUUAUCUCACUGUGUGGAGCUCGGCUGCAGGGCCAAGGGAGCCUGCCCCUGCCCCGCCGUGCCGCAGGCCCCCAUCGACGGCAGGAUCGCAGGUGAGCCGGAGGCUGUGUUCCCCUGUCCUGGAGGGAGGUGCGCUGGGGCCGAGUCCCAGAGGGGUCACGGGUGACAAGGA